AUGAAAUUCAUUGUUAUAACAUUAUUUAUUGCAAUAGCAUUUGCUAUGUGUGAACAUAGAGAUAUUAUUGGAAAAGAUUUAAUUACACCAAAACUUGCACAAUGUUUAGCAGGAAAACAUGCAUUAGCUGCACUUGUAGCAUUUACAAAUGAUGGAAAAUUUAAUUUCAAUAGUUUAAAGAAUGGAGCAUAUCUUAGAGGAGCAGGUUUUAGAAGUGAUGAUAUAGAAUUUAUAUUCAGACCAUGUGUUACAUGUGGUAAUAUUGGAGGACAACUUCAAACAUAUAAAGUAAGAACAGAAGAUUUACCACAUCAUGGAGUUAUUCUUGAAAUUAGAGAAGGUCAAUGGAGUUCUGAUAAAACUCUUAAUCAACAAACAUUUAAUGAAUUAAUGGGUGCUACUAUUAAUUUAGGUGAACCAAUUAUGAUUUUAACUGGUAAAGAAGAAUGGUCUAAUAUCUUUGGAGCUGAUUAUACUCAUCCUCUUGCUGUUCAUUAUCCUUUAAUUUAUAUUGGAAAUGAACAAGAAACUUUCGAUGAUUUUGUUCCUUUCGCUGGUUGGACUAAACCAACUGAAAAAGCUAAAAACGUUCCUGUUGCUGUUUGUGAUGCUAGCAUUAAACAAACACUUCGUAGAUGCGAUUAUUAAUUAAAUUUCUUUUAAA
Molecule: messenger RNA, 664 nt
Organism: Entamoeba histolytica HM-1:IMSS
Lineage: Eukaryota; Evosea; Mastigamoebida; Endamoebidae
Product: N-acetylmuraminidase, putative
Exons: 1
Coding region: 1-648 (215 amino acids)
Biological process (GO): signal transduction
Source: RefSeq, a predicted model, not a curated record